Molecule: messenger RNA, 1627 nt
Organism: Haliaeetus leucocephalus (bald eagle)
Lineage: Eukaryota; Metazoa; Chordata; Aves; Accipitriformes; Accipitridae
Gene: HOMER2
Product: homer homolog 2 (Drosophila)
Exons: 10
Coding region: 1-1533 (510 amino acids)
Biological process (GO): regulation of store-operated calcium entry; G protein-coupled glutamate receptor signaling pathway
Cellular component (GO): postsynaptic density; dendrite; plasma membrane
Molecular function (GO): G protein-coupled glutamate receptor binding
Source: RefSeq, a predicted model, not a curated record
AUGCCGUUCAGAUCUGUAUACUGGCUCCUUAUUUCUCCUUUGCAAAACCAACCAACCAACCCCCGUGGUGUUUCACCUGUGCAUGAGAAAAUUCACGGUGGCACAGAGCUGCAGCGCCGUGGUUUCGACUGGGUUCGCUCGGGCCGCUCUGACAGCAGCGGAGGCCCACCCGUGCCCCGUGGGGCUGCACCACUGGAGUUUGUCAACGCCGUUGGCUUUGCUGACCUGCCGUGGUGUGAGGGAAAUCGUGGUGGCACCAGCUCCCAGUGCCAGCGGUGCCGGCUCAUGGGCCCUGCUAGAGGUUGUGUCCUGGAGGGCUUCAUCGGCUCCAGGGGGUCAAAAAUCAGUCCUGAGGCUUUGCUGCCGUGUAGAGGCACCUACAGCAGAAAGGUCAAAGGCAUACGUGGAGAGCAACCAACCGGCCUUUCCAAAUUGGAGUCUCAGUGGAAGUUCCAACAGCUCACUUACCUUGGAGAACAGCCCAUCUUCACCACCAGAGCCCAUGUCUUCCAAAUUGACCCCAGCACGAAGAAGAACUGGGUUCCCGCAAGCAAGCAGGCUGUAACUGUUUCCUACUUCUAUGACAGCACGAGAAACAGCUAUCGGAUUAUCAGUGUGGAUGGAGCCAAGGUGAUCAUAAACAGCACAAUCACACCUAAUAUGACCUUCACUAAAACAUCGCAGAAGUUUGGCCAGUGGGCGGACAGCAGAGCGAAUACUGUGUUUGGUUUGGGCUUUCCCUCCGAGCAGCAGCUGACAAAGUUUGCAGAGAAAUUCCAAGAAGUAAAAGAAGCUGCCAAACUAGCGAGAGACAGAUCUCAAGAGAAAAUUGAGACCUCAAGCAAUCAUUCCCAGGAAUCUGGACGUGAAACACCAUCUUCCACUCGAGCAUCUAGUGUGAACGGGACAGAUGAUGAGAAGGCAUCACACAGUGGUCCUGCUGAGGCACAUCUCAAGUCUGAGAAUGAUAAAUUAAAAAUUGCUCUAGCCCAAAGUUCAUCCAAUGUGAAGAAGUGGGAAACGGAGCUGCAGACGCUGCGAGAGAGCAACGCCCGGCUGACCACGGCGCUGCAGGAGUCCGCAGCCAGCAUCGAGCACUGGAAGAAGCAGUUCUCAGCCUGCAAGGAGGAAAACGACCAGCUCAGGAGCAAGAUUGAAGAACUGGAGGAACAGUGCAAUGAAAUAAAUAAAGAGAAGGAAAGAAAUGUGCAACUGAGUAGACGUCUCCAGGAACUGGAAACAGAACUUCAGGACAAAGAGCUGGAACUGGAAGAGCUCCGAAAGCAGGGUGAAAUUAUACCACAGCUAAUGUCAGAAUGUGAAUCUGUAUCUCAACAAUUACAGGCUGCUGAGAAAAAGAACAACGAUCUUGAAGAGAAAGUCAGAACACUAAGGACAGAAGUUGAAGAGAGCAAACACAGGCAGACCAACCUUAAAACUGAAUUAAAGAAUUUUUUAGAUGUACUAGAUGGGAAGAUAGAUGAAUUACAUGAUUUCCGACAAGGACUGUCUAAACUUGGGGUUGACAAUUAGAUGGCAAUAGAUUUUUUUGUAAUCUAGGGUCUGGAUGUUUGAUGUUUUGUUGAUCCCAAACAUGUGUUUUACAAAAUAUAACUAGAAUGUUCCA